This is a messenger RNA of Scylla paramamosain (green mud crab), 540 nucleotides long. RefSeq lists its product as uncharacterized. Lineage: Eukaryota; Metazoa; Arthropoda; Malacostraca; Decapoda; Portunidae. The transcript has a single exon. The record is from RefSeq and is a predicted model, not a curated record. Bases 1 to 540 code for a protein of 179 amino acids.
AUGGGGCACUGUUCGGCAUCAAACGAAUAUACAAGAAGGUAUGAUGAGACCAUCAAGGACAUUCCACGGAAAUUCAAGUAUGUAGACGACACACUUCUGUGUGCCACAAGUGUGGAAGAAGUAUUUUGGCAUGCAUACACCUUCCUAGAAACAUGUUCUCGCGCUGGAAUCACCCUGAAGCCAAAAAAAAUUGCUUUCUGUAAGAGAGAGAUUGACUUCGUUGGCUUCUUCCUAGACUGGGAUAGUUACCAGCCGGCGGUUGAGCGUCUGUCUGCCAUCAGAGCCUUAUCGAUGCCGGACCGACCCAGCAUCAAGGACAUCAGGUCAUGGUUUGGGCUUGUCAACCAACUCGCCCCCUUUCUAGCCACCGCACCACUGAUGGAGCCCUUCAGAAAUCUACUUAAAAAAAAACAGCUGGCAGGACUGUGUAUUGGAAUGAUUAGCCGCAAGGAAAGUUCCAUCAAACGCAGGAGGUUAUUUGAAAGUUAUCCAGAGAUGGCCUUGUAUACUAUGGUAAGUGUAGGCCAACAGUUGUGGUAA